Molecule: messenger RNA, 835 nt
Organism: Brachypodium distachyon (stiff brome)
Lineage: Eukaryota; Viridiplantae; Streptophyta; Magnoliopsida; Poales; Poaceae
Product: prothymosin alpha-B
Exons: 2
Coding region: 91-534 (147 amino acids)
Source: RefSeq, a predicted model, not a curated record
CGUGUUUCUGACCAGGAAUGGCGAGUGAGCUAGCUAGUGCGAUCCCUCUCCUCUGAAAUUUGAAUCGGAAUCCCCAUCCUUCCGCUCUCCAUGUCGUCGUCCUCCCCGCCGUCGCAGCCGCCGGCGCCGGGAACUGAGGACAAGGAGAAGGGCCCCGACGUCGAGAUGGUGGUGGAAGGAGAGGCACCGCGCCCCCGCGCCGCCGAGCCGAGCCGUACCGCGCCGGGGGCGGACGGGGAAGGGGACGCCGGCGCCGACGACGACGACGACGAAGAUGAUGACUCUGACGACAGCAACGGCUCCGGAGACGAGGACUCAGAUGAGGAAGACGAAGACGAGGGGUCGGAGGGGGAGCAGGAAGCUGGGGACGACGAAGGCCAUGACUCGGACGAGGAAGACGACGAGGACUCUGAUGAGGAAGAUGACGAGGACGACGAUGAAGACGACGAAGAAGAUGAGGAUGAUGAUGACUCCGAGGAGGAGGAGGACGAGAUGGAGGUGGAGCAGCCGACGGUGGCCGCUUGCGGCGUCUAGCAGCUGACAUCCGACGCAGCGCGUCAAAUCUGAGUGAGGAUGUAAGUGGAGUGCAUAUGAGCUCAUGGUAAAGCAUAUGAAGGAGAGGGGAUGUAAUUUGUGUCGGAGGAUCGACACGGGAGAAGAGACGGGCUAAGCGAUCUCUGAAUUAUCUUGUCACGCCGGCACUACUCUGUUUCUACUGAAUUACAUCUGUGCACGAACUUUGUUUCUGUUUAUGUUUCUGUUCUGCUCAUAUGAGCCUGGAUCUGCUAUUGAAAACUGUUGGUUCGAUCUUGUGGAAAUAUCGCACUGCAUGACA